Messenger RNA from Verruconis gallopava, 1415 nucleotides. RefSeq lists its product as uncharacterized. Bases 408 to 1067 code for a protein of 219 amino acids. Gene Ontology annotation, biological process: late endosome to vacuole transport via multivesicular body sorting pathway; vesicle budding from membrane. Lineage: Eukaryota; Fungi; Ascomycota; Dothideomycetes; Venturiales; Sympoventuriaceae. The record is from RefSeq and is a predicted model, not a curated record. Gene Ontology annotation, cellular component: ESCRT III complex; multivesicular body; cytoplasmic side of plasma membrane. The transcript is spliced from 3 exons.
CAGAUGAAAACCACGCGUAAGUCUCUUGUCACGCUUUGUAGAUCGCUAUCGUCUUGUCCAAGUGGUCUGUGCGUUGAGUCCAAAUCUGCAGAGCUGUGACGUUGGUCGCUCGUGCUUGUUGCGGUUCCUUCUUCGACCUCGACCCCUCGGUAGGCAGCUAAAACGCACCUUUGAGCGAUUAUUAAAGUAGUCGAUAUCCCGAGAACUGUCACAUACUCGCUUCCGAGCAAGUCUGAGCUUGAUCUGUUCUUGCCCGGAGCUACCUCCCUCCCCGCUUAUUCUAGUCCUUUCUCCCGCGCAGAGCCCCUCGUAAACAGGCCUCUCGCUGGAAAUCUGCUCGCCAUCCUCUCAGCGCGUGCAGAUCUCUGAUACUUAAAGUUAAGGUCCAUUUUUUGGGUGUGACAGCCAUGUGGAACUGGUUUGGCGGCGGCGCUGCCGCGAAGAAGGAUGCACCGAAGAAGGCGAUUUUGGGAUUAAGGAGCCAGCUCGAGAUGCUAAACAAGCGGGAAAAGCACCUUGAGACGCAAAUAGACGAACAGGACAAUCUAGCAAGGAAAUAUGUAAGCACGAACAAGAGCGCCGCAAAGAACGCGCUACGGCGAAAGAAGCAGUUUGAACAGACUCUUGAGCAGACCAGGGGACAAAUAAUGACAUUGGAGAGUCAAAUAUAUAGCAUAGAAGCGGCCAACAUUAACAAGGAAACGCUGGAUGCCAUGAAGAAUGCCAGCGCGGCUAUGAAGCAGAUACAUGGCGGCCUCACGAUCGACAAAGUCGACCAGACAAUGGAGGAGCUUCGCGAACAGCACGCUAUCGGCGAGGAGAUCAGCGAGGCUAUCACUCAGUCUAUUGGCCAAAACGCCGUCGACGAUGCAGAACUUGAGGACGAGCUAGACGAACUCAUGCAAGAGGAGCUGGACAACAAGAUGAUGAAAACGGGCACCGUACCCGCCGACAAGAUCGGCGCGUUGCCGGCCGCGCCUGAGGAUGUCAAGGCUGGCAAGGCGCGAGUGGAGGAGGAUGACGAGGAGGAAGAACUUAAGAGAUUGCAGGCCGAGAUGGCCAUGUAGGAUCCUAAGGAGCUUGGAAUUCUUGUUUGGUCACCGUCGACACUUGAUACACCGUACAAUGGAUAUGCACUGGGGAGGCGUUUGUGUGCCUUUCAUUGCAGCGGUUCUGCAUGCAGUCUCGAUUUGAUACUGUGACGGGGAAGGCGAUGCGUUUUCGUGACGAGGCAGCAUCCCUCGCUUUGUCUGGCUUCAAUCUGGACGUUCAUGCUAUACCACGCAGUGCUUUGAGCCGCUAAUUGUCGAUAGAUAUUAUUCGCAGCCGCUUUUGUGAUAAGGUUCGUGAGGGUUUCCUCGCUCCGCAAUGAUGCAGCAAAGUCAACGCCCGUCCGUGCCAGGGGCCUGCCAAGA